Messenger RNA from Aphidius gifuensis, 2172 nucleotides. RefSeq names its product NF-kappa-B inhibitor cactus-like (gene cact). The record is from RefSeq and is a predicted model, not a curated record. The transcript has 3 exons. Gene Ontology annotation, molecular function: protein binding. The coding region runs from base 542 to 1753 and encodes 403 amino acids. Lineage: Eukaryota; Metazoa; Arthropoda; Insecta; Hymenoptera; Braconidae.
GCAACCUUGGGGCGUCAUCUUGUUUUUCAGUCACACGGUUGUUCUCACAUGAGUUGGGUCGGGCUGAAUUUAUUUUAAUAAAUAUUUGUUCUACAUAACUGUUAUUUAUUAUCAUUAAAAAUACUGAUAGUAUAUCAUUGAAGCCCUCGCUUUUAACUCGUUUUAACGACAAAAAACAAAAAAUAACACGUAUACAACAAAUACAAGAAAUAAUCACAAAUUAAAAAAAAAGAAAGUAACUUAUUUGGAGUAAAAAAAUUAAGUAUUGUGAAAUUGGAUAUAAAAAUAUGACCUACAGUUAUCGCGUGAUAAAAAUAUAUAGUGAUUAUAAUAUAACAUACAGUUUUUUGUAAAAAAGACAUAUUCAAGUGAUUUUAAAACAAGAAGAGAAACACAUUUUUUCUAUACUUCCUCUCACAAAAUAAUAAAAUUAAAAAAAAACUAUUUAUUCCCUCGAGCCCAAAGAAAAAUAAUAUCUGUUAUUUUUGUUAAAAAAUUUAAUGCAAAUAAAUUUUUAAAAUAAAUAAAUAAAACAGCAAAAAUGUAUCAUCAAAAUAAUAAAACUGUCAAAGACAAUACAGAUAAAAAUGUUGCAGAUAUUGAUGAAAAUAAUCAGACUGAUUCUGGUGUUAUUGUCUCGGAAACUAUAGAUUCAUUUGAUGAUAUUGAAAAAAGUGAUUCAAAUAAUUUAAAUGAUAAAAUAAAAGAAAAUUCAACAUCAUUUGAUAAAGUAUCUAGUGAAAUCAAUCAGAAUAUUGAUACAGAAAAAAUUCAUGAAGAAAUGAAACCUGACAGUGGAUUUAUUGACAGUAUAAGAGAUAUGAAUAUUAAAGAUGAUAAUGUAAAUAAAGUUGGUACAUUAAUUGAUACACAAAGUAAACCAUUUACUGAGCCAAUAUUAAGUAGUUUGAAAAUUAAUAAUCAACAUGAACAACAAUCAAAUGAACACUGGUUUUGCCAAAAUGACGAUGGUGACACACAACUUCAUAUUGCAAUAAUUCAAGGCUGGGAAACAGCAGCAUUAAAAUUAAUAUCAUUUGCACCAUAUCCAAUGCUUUUAGAUAUGAAAAAUGAUGAUGGACAAACACCAUUACAAUUGGCUGUAUUAACAAAUCAAUUAAAUAUUGUUAAGAAUUUAAUAUUGGCUGGUGUUGAUCCAAUAAUUAGAAAUAUCAAUGGUGAUACAGCAUUGCAUUUAGCCGUUCGUGCUAAUAAUAUUGAUUUAGCAGUUGCAAUAACUCAAUCAAUUGAAACAUUUGGAUGUAUUAAUUAUACAAAUUUUAAGAUACCACUAUUACAAAAUUUAGAACAACGAAAUUAUCAAGGACUAAACUGUUUACAUCUUGCAGUUGAAAAUAAUUCAGUAGAUAUGGUAAAAUUUCUAGUUACACUUGGUGCAGAUAUAAAUUCAGUUGAAUGGAUAUCUGGUAAAUCAUCACUUCAUUUAGCUGUUGAAGCUGGAAAUAAACAAAUUGUCACGUGUUUAUUGAGAAAAUAUACGCCUAUUAUUGAUUUAAAUCUUAUAACAUACAGUGGAAUGACAGCUUAUCAAAUUGCAUGUCUUAAAGAUAUUAAUAUUGCUGAAGAACUAACGAAAUAUGGAGCCAAACCAAUUCUAUUUGAUUAUGAUUCAGAUGAUGAUGAUGAUCACCAUCAUAAUGACGAUGAUGAUUCUGAUGAUUCUGAUAUGGAACAAAAUACUUCAUUUGUUAAUGAUUUAAAAGAAUCACAACAACGAUUAGUUUAUACUUAAAUUAUGAAAUAUCAUUUUAAAUUAAAUAAUAAAUAAUUAUAAAUUAAAACCUUUUAAAUUAUAUAUACCUAUGUGCAAUGAAAAUUUUAUUAUUUUAAGAAAUAUUCGUUAUUAAAAUAGUACAAGAAUUAAAAACAGUAAAUGUGGUUCAAAUUGGCACAUUUUUUUUUUUUACUAAAACUUUUUUUUUAAUAAUUUAAUUACUUUUUUUUAAUAAAUUACAAUUUUUUAAUUACAAAAAAAAAAAAAAAAACACUUUAUUUUAAGUUAAAUUUUCCAUUGAAAAAAAUAUAUACAUAUAAUUGAUUAUAUUGAUGGAUUUUGGACUCAAGUUGAUGAUGACUCGCACUUUAUUAUUGUUAUCUGCAUGAUUGGUUCAUUAUUUGUUCUUAAAAAAAUUAAGUACGUUGUUUUGACCA